Messenger RNA from Mercurialis annua (annual mercury), 453 nucleotides. RefSeq lists its product as uncharacterized. The record is from RefSeq and is a predicted model, not a curated record. The transcript is spliced from 3 exons. NCBI's taxonomy places the organism in Eukaryota, Viridiplantae, Streptophyta, Magnoliopsida, Malpighiales, Euphorbiaceae. The coding region runs from base 1 to 453 and encodes 150 amino acids.
AUGGGAAUUGAAGAGGCGUGUGUCUACAAUCUCAUCGACAAAACUGAACUAGAUUCGAUCAAGAAACGAAGGAGAACGAAUCAAUUUACGGAAUGCCAAAUCGAUCUUAAAUAUCGAGAGGAACUAGGUCGAAAACGGGUUGGAAAAGGGCCGGACACAAGGCCUCCAUGGCCUGCUAUGUUCUCGAACGAGAACAGCCCUUUUGGGAUUGAGAGGAUUGGAGAUGUGGUUUAUUGUCUGGUUCUGCAGUCAGACAUAUCUUUAGUACAUCCUUCGUUUCAUGUUUAUAUGUUGAGGAAGUGCAUCUCAGGUCCUUCACAUGUGAUUUUGCGUAGGUUGCAGAACAAGGAGAUUCUGAUGGUUAAAGUUAUGUGGCUGAAUCAUUUUGUUGAGGAGUACACUUGGGAGACGGAGUCUGAUAUGCGGAAACGUUAUCCUUUCCCCUUUAAUUGA